AUGGUUGACGAACAUGUAAUCGGAAACCAAAUCGCAUGCAUCCAGACAACAUCCAGUAACUACGACUACAAAAAAUCUGCAAACGGUUUAAAUCGAUUUGUACACGCCUCGAGUAAGCAAAGGCUUGAGUUAUUCGAUCCCUCCAUGUUGGGUUUAAAAAGUCCCCCGAUUAGCCACAGUAUGUUCGGCACUUUCAAUCCUGAAACACCAAUAAUAAAACUAAAGCAGAAACGACAGAGGACACAAAAGAAUCAUGUUGAAAUCGAAUCUACUUGUCCUGAAAGCAUCGAUAAGGCCGAACAGACCGAGAAAACCGCAACGAUUUUGGAAAAAGUAAAAAGCCAAAUCAUGAGACACUUCAAAGACAACAGAACGAAACCUAUAAAAUACUUCCAAAUCGUUUUAGAUCCUGAAGAUUUUGGGAAAACCAUUGACAAUAUUUUCCAAGUGUCAUUUCUGGUUCGAAGUAGAACUGUGGAGAUCUUUGAAGAAAAUGAAGAUUUGUGGUUGAGGCCCGUGAAAAAGUCCGAGACUGAUGAACAGAACUUGGGCGAUAAACAGCAAGUCAUUAUGAGCAUGGAUAGUCGAGAUUUUACACAAGUGCCAUUUGUUAAAUUAAAAUUAAAAAAUGUAACUUUUAAGGACACCUAG
Molecule: messenger RNA, 651 nt
Organism: Ctenocephalides felis (cat flea)
Lineage: Eukaryota; Metazoa; Arthropoda; Insecta; Siphonaptera; Pulicidae
Product: non-structural maintenance of chromosomes element 4 homolog A-like
Exons: 1
Coding region: 1-651 (216 amino acids)
Biological process (GO): DNA repair
Cellular component (GO): nucleus; Smc5-Smc6 complex
Source: RefSeq, a predicted model, not a curated record